CGCCCCUUUGUCCCUCACCAUGACUGGUACGCAAAGCGACAGGAUGGGCUCUCGAUCGAAGUAAUUACUAUCUCACCUUGAUCCCUCAUUAGCUCAAGACGAUAGGGAGGCGUCUGAUCUUCGCGCCGUGUGAAGCUACCACGUCCGCCUAGCAGAGCAUCUCGACAUGUCAUCUUCCUCACCUCUUUCCGUACCUGUACCCUUGCCCUUCAUAUCGGCAGGCUGGGCACCUCUGCAUGCCUCCAUCCUCACCCUUUCCUACGUGGGAGGCUUCUACCUCUCACCGGCUGUCCGUCGCUUGCCCAAAGAUGAUCCCAGGGUCAUGAGGAGUCGGAUAAAGGUUGCUGGCAUCGUCACUGCGCUCGGCUGGGCUGGCACUGGUCUGGCAUUGUGGAAGGCAGAGCCGAAUCCUCCGCACUGGUGCCUUCACCUCCCCAGGCUUCUACUGAUGCUGGGCAUCCCGCUACCCCUGACAGUUCCCUCUUUCCUACAAUCCUCCAUCUUGCCGCUCAAGCCAGGCCUGUGGGAGUACCUCACUUCUCACCUCCUACCAGCUCUGUUUCUCCCACUAGGCCUCACGAUGACUCUCUUCGCCGGUCCAAUCUACGUAGAGUACCUCUGGGACAACCUCCCCUUGCCCACCCUCUUGAGACCUUCCCGGACAUCAGGCAGCAAAGGCGCUCUAGCUAAAGCCCGAGAGUGGCUGUCAGGCUGGUGGAAUCUCUACGGGCUACGCAACUUCGUCGUCGGACCUCUCACAGAAGAGAUCAUCUGGCGCUCCUGCAUCCUCUCCGUCCACCACUUUUCCGGUGCUUCGAAGAAAUGGCUCAUAUUCGAGACCCCAUUGUACUUCGGAAUCGCUCACCUGCACCAUGCUUGGGAGACUUACAAGAGUAAAGGCAGCAACAAGAAUGCACUCGUAUUUGCCGCGCUGCAGUCGACCUUGCAAUUCUCUUACACCACACUGUUUGGGUGGUAUGCCAAUUUCCUAUUCCUCAGGACGGGCUCUAUCAUCCCACCACUGCUCAGUCAUACUUUUUGCAACAUCAUGGGCCUACCAAAUCCCGCCUCUGCAUUUGAGGAUUUUCCCGAGCACAAGCUCAAAAUCUCUCUGGCAUACCUUCUAGGCAUUGCAGGCUUCUGCUACGGCCUCAUGCCUCUCACAAGUCCUGACCUCUAUGGAGGUAGCAUCUUCUGGUCUUCCAGGCCCACUGCGUGAAGGGGGAGUAAGAUACAUUGCGAUGACAACGCCUAUCAGUCUGGUGAUUCGGGCCAUGAAAUGGUGAUUGGUUGUUU
Messenger RNA from Microstroma glucosiphilum, 1296 nucleotides. Its product is annotated as Abi-domain-containing protein. Bases 167 to 1219 code for a protein of 350 amino acids. The transcript has 4 exons. Gene Ontology annotation, cellular component: endoplasmic reticulum membrane. NCBI's taxonomy places the organism in Eukaryota, Fungi, Basidiomycota, Exobasidiomycetes, Microstromatales, Microstromataceae. Gene Ontology annotation, molecular function: metalloendopeptidase activity. The record is from RefSeq and is a predicted model, not a curated record. Gene Ontology annotation, biological process: CAAX-box protein processing.